CGCAACGCAAAGGCGGCUGCGACGUGAGACAACUUCCCCGCCUUCCUUCGUUUGACUCUCCCACACAUCCAACGCACCAUCUGGAAGGGACACACCAACACAAACACACCCUUUAGCAUCCUCCAGCCCCCGCCAUGUCGUCCGCUGUCACCGAGACGGAGGAGUCGGCGCGCAGCUCCCCGCUGACGCCGCUGAAGCUGGUCGGGCUUGUGUGCGUGUUCCUGGCGCUCUGCUUGGACGUGGGAGCCGUGAUGAGCCCGGCGUGGGUGACCGCCGACGACCAGUACUACCUGUCCCUGUGGGAGUCCUGCUGGAAGCCCGCGAGCACCGAGGACUGGCAGUGCAACAGCACGCUGGGCUCAGACUGGCAGGUUGCUACGCUAGCCCUGUUGCUAGGGGGUGGAGCCCUGGUGCUGAUGUCAUUCCUGGUCGCCCUGGUUGCUGUGUGCAUUGGCACGAGACGGCGCUUCUACGCACCGGUCGCCUUCAUGCUCUUCGCAGCAGUUGUUCUCCAGGCCUGCAGCUUGGUCCUCUACCCCAUCAAAUUCAUUGAGAGCGUCAGCCUGAGGAUCUACCAUGAGUUCAACUGGGGCUACGGCCUGGCCUGGGGAGGGACCAUCUUCUCUUUCGGCGGGGGGAUCCUCUACUGCCUCAACCCCAAGAACUACGAGGAGUAUUACUAA
Molecule: messenger RNA, 683 nt
Organism: Cheilinus undulatus (humphead wrasse)
Lineage: Eukaryota; Metazoa; Chordata; Actinopteri; Labriformes; Labridae
Product: transmembrane protein 47-like
Exons: 3
Coding region: 135-683 (182 amino acids)
Biological process (GO): cell-cell adhesion
Cellular component (GO): cell-cell junction; membrane
Source: RefSeq, a predicted model, not a curated record